GCGUCGGUCCCUCGGAGAACACCGACGACACCGACGACGCACAACGGCACAGCAUUACAGAAUCUUACGUAGUAACUUUGGCCUCCGGCCUGUCUCUUUCUCACUAGCGGCAUAGCGCGGGCAUAGACUAUACCAAGCAACGGGGCAAUAGCGGAGAUCUGCCUUACGAAAAGACGCAAUCAUGUCGAGAUCACACAACCCCAGAUGUUUUUUCGACAUUGAAAUCGCUGGUCGCAAAGCCGGCCGCAUGAUCUUUGAGCUUUUCGCAGACGAAGUUCCCAAAACCGCCGAGAAUUUCCGCGCACUAUGCACAGGCGAACGUGGCCGCAGCACAGCCUCAGGCGCAACCCUGCACUACAAAGGCAGCAGCUUCCAUCGGAUAGUGCAGGACUUUAUGCUACAGGGUGGCGAUUUUACUGCCGGCGAUGGGACGGGUGGGGAGAGUAUUUAUGGUGGGACUUUUGCCGAUGAGUCGUUUGAGAGAAAACAUGAUGUCGAGUUUUUGCUUUCGAUGGCUAAUCGGGGACCUAAUACAAACGGAUCCCAGUUCUUCAUAACGUGCGUACCAACACCGCAUCUGGACGGCAAACACGUGGUCUUUGGACGCUGUCUCGCCGGCCAAGACAUAGUCAAGGAGAUCGAAGCACUGCCCGUCGAUCGCAAAAGCCGCCCGCACGAUAAAGUCGUCAUUGUUAACUCCGGCGAACUGGAACGCGUGGUGGCGGCGAAACGCAAGGUGUCGUCUUUGGAAACGAAGGUGGAAGAUAAGCGGAAACGGUCACCGUCGCCAUCUAGUUCAGAGAGGGACAGCGAGGACGAUCGGAAGAAAAGUAAAAGCAAAUCGCAGAAGAAGCUUCGCGGUCGUUCGCCUUCUGUAUCUGGAUCCGAGUCAACUUCCUCUUCCUCCUCAUCAUCGGAAGACGAAAGACGGAAGCGUAGAAAGCAUAAAAAGAAGAGCAAGAAGUCGAAGAAGCAAGCAGCAAAAAAGGCGUUGGCCUCGACCGAGAAGGAGGAAGGAGAGGUCCGGCCAGGGGAGGAAGAGGAAUUUGUUGGGAUAGCUCCACCGGAAGACGUAGAGUCGUCAUCGAAUUGGCUGAUGAGGGAUGAGAAGCCUUCUGCAAGGUUCACAAACAGCGAUAGACCGAUGGCGGCGCUGGAGCGGACGGAUAAGGAGGGAAGGGUGAUUAGAGGGAGGGGUGCUGUGGUACGUUUUGGACAUUACUCGUCAGUUUGACAUCGACUCUUUGAUCUCACGUCAAUAUGCAACCUGCGAGCAGAAAUUCGGACAUAACGGCCACAGGCACGAUGCUUACCCUAGACGGGACGACAGACGGGAGGACAGGUAUCAUGACCGAGGUGGAGGUUACCGCGACUACGACCGUCCGAGAUACCACCGAGCUGACGACCGCUUCGACGCGCGCCGGGACCUUAGGGAAUCCAUUCGUGGCGGACGAAGAGGGAGCAGAGACCAUGGAGGGGACAAUCGAGACGAACGAAGCAGCACACGACCGGAUGUGGUUGUCAAGGAGAAGGCGGAUGCUCAUGGAGGA
Fimicolochytrium jonesii is the source of this 1550-nucleotide messenger RNA. Its product is annotated as cyclophilin-like domain-containing protein. The transcript is spliced from 4 exons. Gene Ontology annotation, molecular function: peptidyl-prolyl cis-trans isomerase activity. Gene Ontology annotation, cellular component: intracellular membrane-bounded organelle. Bases 182 to 1234 code for a protein of 350 amino acids. NCBI's taxonomy places the organism in Eukaryota, Fungi, Chytridiomycota, Chytridiomycetes, Spizellomycetales, Powellomycetaceae. The record is from RefSeq and is a predicted model, not a curated record. Gene Ontology annotation, biological process: protein folding; protein peptidyl-prolyl isomerization.